AUGGACAGUCUGGUCGAUGCUCGCAAGGUGCCCUGCGUCAACAAGAGUUUCGGCUGCAAGAGGUAUGUCGACGAGCACUCGGUGGCGGAGCAUAGGUCCAAAUGCGCGCACGCGCCCUGCUACUGCUAUGAGUGCAUGCCGCCGUUUGAGGGCUCGCCGGUGAGCCUCGUGCAUCACCUCACAGGACUGUCCGGCAAUCACUCCUGGCCCAUGGUGAACAUCAAGUACGAGAUGUGCUACCCAUUCGCCGUGCCAGAGUCGCUGGAGGAUCACUGUUGUCUGCUAGUCACAGAGGAGGACGGCAGCGUCUUCCUGUUGGCCGUGGGCACUGGCAAGGCCUGCGCAGGCCGCCACCCCGUCUCUGUCAUGUGCGUCAGGUGCAACGCUGCUGACGCUGACACGAGGCUGAUGUACAGGUGCGUGCUCACUGUUGCUUCCCCUCCGGCGUACGAGGGUAACCUCGGCACCUCCCUCACGUUGAAUGAGACUGUGGUGAGCUGCUCCAUUCCCGGCAAUGUGGACAUGGAAGAGGGCUAG
Aegilops tauschii subsp. strangulata is the source of this 537-nucleotide messenger RNA. RefSeq lists its product as uncharacterized. Lineage: Eukaryota; Viridiplantae; Streptophyta; Magnoliopsida; Poales; Poaceae. The record is from RefSeq and is a predicted model, not a curated record. Gene Ontology annotation, molecular function: zinc ion binding.